GCGGAAGUAGACUCGGUUUAAGGAAAUUUCUCGAAAGCGGUUUGAAUUCUUUGUCGAGACUCCCGAUAUAAAGCUCUGAAACAGAUCUCUAACAAUGGUGAAGAUUUUUGUGGGAAACCUGCCACGUGAGUCGGACCAGGAGGAAAUCAAGGCUCUCUUUGCGGAACACGGCACGGUCACAGAAUGUGCCAUCAUCAAGAACUACGCCUUCAUCCACAUGGACGACCGCAAGGCCGCCACCAAAGCCAUUAAGACUUUGCACCUCUACAAGCUUCACGGCACGCCGAUCAACGUGGAGGCCAGCCACGGGAAGAACCAGGGCUCCAUCAAACUGCAUGUAGCUAACGUAGAAAAGGGGAUUGAUGACGAGCUCCGCACUCUCUUCGAAGAGUACGGCUCAGUCACAGAGUGCGCUAUCGUUAAGAAUUUUGCUUUUGUACACAUGUCCAACUCCGACGAGGCCAUGGAUGCCAUUAAGGGACUGGACAAUACAGAAUUUCAAGGCAAACGCAUCCAUGUCCAGAUUUCUAAGAGCCGUCCCAGACAAGAUGAACGAGAAGACUACCCACCUCCUCCCCCAGACAGGGGUGGCUAUUGGCCCCCUCGCUACCCAGGAGAGGGGCACGAGCCUCCCCCACCCAGCUUCAUGAGAGGCCGCCUUGGCCAUAUGCCCCCAGGUUACCCCGCCCCUCCUCUGCCACCUCCUCCCCCGAGACGAGCAGUUUAUCCUGAACGACCUUAUGAGGGUGACAGGGAAAGAUACGGCGUGGUAGAUUACUAUGAGAAGUACAGAGCUCGUCCGUACGGCAUGGCCCCCUACGAAGACCAACGUGCCGGCGCCCCUCCUCCUCCUCCUCCGCCGCCUCCCCCCUCAGCCGUUGUGCGAGACCGUCUUAUGCCCUCGUCGCUUGAUCCGUUCGACCGCCGUCCUCCCCCACCACCGCCGUCCUCGUACUACGCCCGAGAUCGCAGUCCCCUACGGAGGGCGCCCACCGCGCCAAUGCCCCCUAAUGCUAAUAAUGGCUACUCCUACGAGCGCUCCCGACUCUCUCCGGUUUCCCGGGUCCCGGCAUAUGGAGUUCCACGCGCCAGGGACCCCUACGCAGAACGGCUGCCUCCGCCACCACCUGCACGCUACGCUUAUUAAGCAAGGCCCGGGCAUGUGAAGGAUCGUCGUCAACUGCGUCGCCGCUCGCCGCCUUCUGAUGCACGUGACACUAUCCUCUCCCCGUCUGUGGCUGAGCGCGUUGCGUUCCACUGCGAUGCGCACAGGAGGAAACCGAAUUACCGACGUCCACGUCUGUUUUUUGUUUUUUAUUAAUUUUGGACAGUUUUUACUCGUUUCCUCCCCCCCUGAUUGUUUUAGUUUGUCAUUGUGCUCUAGUAUUUUCUUUUAUAUGCUUGACAUCUGAAUUAGGCGAUUUUUUUUUUAUUUUGUACAUUUCCGUUUUGGAAAAAGUAGUGUGCUGAUGUUGUGUGUGACCGUAGUACGCCGAUCCUUUCAGUAGCAGUCGAUAAUUGUGGCUGUAGAUUUAACUGGACUAAAUAAUGGUUGGUAUUAAAUUAAAUCUGCACGUUGGUUCCAUAAUGUACCGCUUUCCCAUCGACAACCAAACCGCCGUGUGGCGUUGCUGUGAAACUUAAAAACUGCUAAAUGUAGAACGUAACCGUUCACAGGACGGUUACCGCAGAGCGCUCACAUGUACCUGUCCAUUGUCGAACUUGUUUUUAAUAAACGGAUUUGUGCAGUAA
Molecule: messenger RNA, 1752 nt
Organism: Pseudoliparis swirei
Lineage: Eukaryota; Metazoa; Chordata; Actinopteri; Perciformes; Liparidae
Product: RNA-binding protein 4B-like
Exons: 4
Coding region: 95-1147 (350 amino acids)
Cellular component (GO): cytosol
Molecular function (GO): mRNA binding
Source: RefSeq, a predicted model, not a curated record